Molecule: messenger RNA, 883 nt
Organism: Hemisphaericaspora subhashii
Lineage: Eukaryota; Fungi; Ascomycota; Pichiomycetes; Serinales; Debaryomycetaceae
Exons: 1
Source: RefSeq, a predicted model, not a curated record
AUGCCUUUUCAAAUCUUUUCAAAGAAUUCACAAAAAUCUUCUGAUUCAAAAUCAUCAUUAUUAUCCAAGACAGAAUUCAAAAAACUUGAGAAAAACAUGAAGACUCUUUAUUUGACUGGAUUAUUCCAGAAAAACCAGGCAACCGCCAGGUUUAUUGCCAAAUACCAAAAGGCAAAAUUAAAUUCCACCUAUCCAUUCUCAAUGAAUGAAUUCUUGAAAUCCAUUUAUAACGAGACACCACAAGACCAGAUACCCGUGCAAAUUCACAAAUUGUUCGUUCAAAUUGCCAUGAAUGAAGACAUAGAUAGCUACCAUCCAGUUCCCGCUGAAAAUACAAAUAAAUCAUCAAUCGACUUAGAAUCAUCUUUUGCCAAUACCGUCACUGUUCAUACUGCUUCUACAUCUGCCAAUGCUGUUGAUGAUGAAACUACCACUAUUGCUGUUGUUCCUGAUGUUAUUUUUGCUGAAACUACCACUACUGCUGUUGUUCCUGUUGUUGUUGCUGCUGAAUCUGCCAGUACUGUUGUUGUUCCUGAUGCUGUUUUUGCUGAAAGUACCACUAAUGUUGUUGUUCCUGAUGUUGUUGCUGCUACUCCUGUUGUUAUUCCUACUGGUGCUGCUCCCACUAGUACAACCACUAUUACUCCUCCCAUUGCUGCUACUACUGCCACCAAAACAAUCUUGCUUUCAUCUAAUACAAUUUUAUUUUCAGCGGACGAUGAGGACCCAGAAGAUGAAGAAGAAUUCGACUUUCAAGCCAUACAUAAUACCACAACUUCAUUUAAGUCUAAACUUUUUAACACCUGGUACAAAACCAAGAUUCGUUCGAAGGCGUUUAGAAUCAAGAGUGUCAAACAAAUCAAGAAAUUGUUCACGUUCUUUU